CUGCCUUAACCUUACUGUGAGCAGCGAUGAAGGCGCUUUACCGAAGUCAAACCGGUUAAGUCCGUUUGUAAAGCUUUCAGACGGAGGCCCUCGUAGAAAGCGGAGUCUGCUGCUGGAAGUAAUGAUGGAGAAGAUACUACUAAGUUAUGGAGACUCCCUCUUGCGCUCUUCAGAUGUUGCACUCCUGGAUCCACCCCACUGGCUGAAUGAUAACAUUAUUGGUUUCAUCUUUGAGUUUUUGGCCUCCAAUCAAGAUCCCUCCAUAUCUCAGCGAGUGGCCUUCCUCAGUCCUGAAGUGAGCCAGUUCGUUAAGUGCUGCGAAAGAGAUGCCCCUGACUUCCUGCAACCACUGGACUUGCCCAGUAAAGACCUUAUCCUGCUGCCGGUCAACGAUAACACAGGGUCAGAAGCAGGGGGCACACACUGGAGCCUGCUCGCCUACGUUCGACAUAUCCCCAUCUUUCUUCACUACGACUCAGCACCUGGAACCAAUGCUCCUCACGCCAGACUUAUGGCCAGGAACUUAAGGACUCUGCUUAAUGGUUGUGAUAGUUAUCGAGAGGAACAUUCUCCAUCCCAGCACAACAGCUAUGAUUGUGGCAUGUACGUAGUAUGUGUGACUGAAGCCUUGUGUGAGCAGAUAAUGGGGGGAGCAGGCAGCCCAAGUCUGCAUAAAAUAACACCUCAAUAUGUAACCCAAAAACGGGCAGAGUGGAAGGAGAUCAUAAAAAGACUAAGCCGUAAUUCUGAGAAGAAGUGUAUAUGAAGCAGCGAGACUAAAACAAAAUAUACGAAACACCAUCUCUUUUAUAAACUAAAUAGUGUUUGGCCAACAAGGACACUAGGGGGGGUUGACAUGCUGCAUAAAAUCUUUACCUACCUUGAAUUCCGACCUCAUGAAAAAUAUUUGUAGCUUUCUGAAUAAAUGUUGUCAUGGCAGUGA
This is a messenger RNA of Spea bombifrons (plains spadefoot toad), 943 nucleotides long. RefSeq names its product SUMO peptidase family member, NEDD8 specific (gene SENP8). The transcript is spliced from 2 exons. The record is from RefSeq and is a predicted model, not a curated record. The coding region runs from base 122 to 766 and encodes 214 amino acids. Gene Ontology annotation, biological process: proteolysis. Gene Ontology annotation, molecular function: cysteine-type peptidase activity; deNEDDylase activity. NCBI's taxonomy places the organism in Eukaryota, Metazoa, Chordata, Amphibia, Anura, Pelobatidae.